AUGACACCAAUAAAACAGUUUUACAAUCUAAGAAAAGGUUAUAGUGGCCCUGCCUCCGACGAGCUAGGAAGUCAAUUAACUGGACAGCUUCGCUCCAAGGGUCCACUGUGGAUUUAUCGCGAUCCAAAAGGCUACAAGGGAUCGACAGGUGUUCUGAGGGUUUGUGAGAAUAAACCGGUGCACAUGAUAGGAGAUGUUGCAUUAGCGACCUUAUGGGACUCCACGGUAGUGCCGGAUGCCUGGGGCGGGUUUUGGCACAAGGGAGGAGGUCCGCUGGGUGGACUAGCCAAGUCCGUUCCGGAGGUACGAGAUAUCUCCAAAUGCUCAGAGAAAUCUUUCUGCGAGAUUGACUUCGUUUAUGUGAGAACAUCACCGUCAAGGUACGCGGGAGCAUUAUUAACUCCGCCGCACCGAAGGGCGAGAGUGGGGCGUAAUCCUGUGUUCCAUGAGCGUCGUGUAGGGACCUUCGUUGUUGCCAAUGACCCAGCGAAGUAG
This is a messenger RNA of Hyaloscypha bicolor E, 495 nucleotides long. RefSeq lists its product as uncharacterized. The transcript has 3 exons. The record is from RefSeq and is a predicted model, not a curated record. Bases 1 to 495 code for a protein of 164 amino acids. Lineage: Eukaryota; Fungi; Ascomycota; Leotiomycetes; Helotiales; Hyaloscyphaceae.